AUGCUUUAUUUCACAGAUGGGAGUAUCAGUUUGUCAUUUUUGCAUAGGCAUCCUUUCAGAAAAGACAUGCAGGACGAUGUCGCCUGGCGCUCCGAGGCCACUAUUCAGUUCACUGUCCAGCACUUUAGCCGAUUGGUGGGACGGGCUCUGAGCCCUCCGUGCUUUGUGCAGAAUCUGCCCUGGAAGAUCCUGGUGGUGCCACACUUUCACCCUGACAGACCUCAGCAGAAGCGCAUUGGGUUCUUUCUGCAGUGCAAUGCCGAGUCAAAGUCCAGAUCGUGGUCCUGUCAUGCUCGAGCUGUACUGAAGAUCGUGAAUUCCAGAGAUGAAGAGAGGUCCUUCAGCCGCUGCAUUAGUCAUUUAUUCUUCCAUAAAGAAAAUGAUUGGGGAUUCUCCAAUUUUAUGCCCUGGAGUGAUUUGACUGAUCCUGAGAAAGGAUUUAUAGAGGAUGACAAAGUUACUUUUCAAAUCUUUGUACAGGCGGAAUCUCCUGAUGGACUUCUGUGGGACUCAAGGAUGCACACAGGCUAUGUAGGACUAAAGAACCAGGGGGCGACCUGUUACAUGAAUAGCCUGCUGCAGACUUUGUUUUUCACAAAUCAGCUGCGAAAGGCGGUGUACAUGAUGCCCACAGAGGGGGAUGACUCAUCCAGAAGUGUCCCUUUUGCACUACAGAGAGUGUUCUAUGAGCUGCAGCACAGUGAGAGGCCUGUUGGAACAAAACGGCUGACCAAGUCAUUUGGGUGGGAAACUUUAGACAGCUUCAUGCAGCAUGAUGUUCAGGAGCUAUGUCGUGUGUUGCUUGAUGAUGUAGAAAAGUUGAUGAGGGGCACAUGUGUAGAAGGCACCAUCCCUAAAUUAUUCAGAGGAAAAACGGUGUCCUACAUCCAGUGUAAAGAUGUUGACUAUCGAUCUGAGAGAAGAGAAGAUUACUAUGAUAUUCAACUAAGUAUCAAAGGAAAGAAUAACAUCUUUGAAUCAUUUGUGGAUUAUGUGACAGUAGAACAACUAGUCGGGGACAAUAAGUACGAUGCUGGGGAGUAUGGCUUUCAGGAAGCAGAGAAAGGUGUGAAGUUCUUAACUUUGCCACCUGUAUUACAUCUCCAGCUGAUGAGAUUCACCUAUGAUGCCCAAACAGGCCAGAAUGUCAAGAUCAAUGACAGGUUUGAGUUUCCUGACCAGUUGCCACUUGAUGAAUUUUUGCAAGAUCCUGAUCCCAUGGACCCUGCCAAUUACAUCCUUCACGCUGUCCUGGCUCACAGUGGAAACAACGAAGGAGGACAUUAUGUGGUUUAUCUAAACCCUGAAGGGGAUGGCAGGUGGUGUAAAUUUGAUGAUGACGUGGUGUCCAGGUGCACAAAAGAAGAGGCCAUCGAGCAGAAUUAUGGAGGGCCUGAGGACAGCCUGUUUCUGCAUCACUCCACAAAUGCCUACAUGCUGGUCUAUAUCAGAGAAUCCCAACUGAGUGAGGUUCUACAGGCUGUCACAGAGGAGGACAUCCCUCAGCAGCUGGUGGAACGGUUGCAGGAAGAGAAGAGGCUGGAGGAGCGGGAACAGCUGGAAGCCCAUCUCUACAUGCAAGUGCAGAUAGUCACUGAGGACCAGUUUUGUGGCCACCAAGGAAAUGAUAUGUAUGAUGAAGAGAAAGUGAAGUACUCUGUGUUCAAAGUGUUGAAAAACUCCACACUUGUUCAGUUUGUUCAGACUCUGUCCCAAACCAUGGGAUUUCCACAAGAUCAGAUUCGCUUAUGGCCCAUGCAGGCCAGGAGUAAUGGAACAAGACGGCCAAUAAUACUAGAUAAUGAAGUUGAUGGUAGUAAGACAAUGGUUGAACUCAGCAAUAAUGAAAACCCUUGGACAAUAUUCCUGGAAGCAGUUGAUGCUGAGCUGGCUGCUAGUGGGACAACAGUACCCAAGUUUGACAGAGAUGAUGAUGUGAUGCUAUUUUUGAAGAUGUAUGACCCAAAAACCCAGAGCUUGAAUUACUGUGGUCACAUCUAUGCACCGAUAUCCUGUAAAAUCCGUGAGUUGCUUCCAAUUAUGUGUGACAGAGCAGGAUUCCUGCAAGAUACUAAGCUCAUCCUCUAUGAGGAAAUUAAACCAAACUUGACAGAGAGAAUUCAAGACUAUGAUGUAUCACUUGACAAAGCCCUUGAUGAAUUGAUGGAUGGUGAUAUUCUGGUGUUUCAGAAGGAUGACCCUGACAACGAUCACAAUGGCUUACCCACCGCCAAGGAGUAUUUCCAAGACCUCUACCACUGCAUGGAUGUCACUUUCUGUGAUAAAACCAUCUCAAAUGACCCUGGAUUUGUCAUCACUUUAUCUGAUCGGAUGAAUUAUGUUCAGGUGGCCCAGGCUGUUGCUGAGAGACUUGACACAGACCCCAUGCAGCUCCAGUUCUUCAAGUCCCAAGGUUGUAGAGAUGGCCCAGGUAAUCCUCUUAGACAUGAUUUUGAAGGCACUUUACGAGAUCUGCAGCUCUUCAAGCCUAAACAACCUAAGAAACUUUACUAUCAGCAGCUGAAAACAAAAAUCACAGACCUUGAAAACAGCCAAUUCCAGGAUGAGGCUGAGAUGGAGACAUCAGUGGAAAUUGUGCCAGCACAAGAGAUUGCGAAGGGCUCCAUUGACACUGUAGAGAAACGCAAACUGAUCCAGCAGCAUCUAGUCCUCCUGCUCCACGCCCACAGAUGCCAGCAACGGGAGCAAGCCAACAGUGAGGUCCAGGCCUGCUCGCUCCCGCACUGUCAGACCAUGAGAAACGUUCUCAACCACAUGACCCAGUGUCAGGCUGGGAAAGCUUGUCAAGGCACUUGA
Elephantulus edwardii (Cape elephant shrew) is the source of this 2817-nucleotide messenger RNA. RefSeq names its product ubiquitin carboxyl-terminal hydrolase 7-like. Gene Ontology annotation, biological process: protein deubiquitination; regulation of protein stability. Gene Ontology annotation, molecular function: cysteine-type deubiquitinase activity; protein binding; cysteine-type endopeptidase activity. Gene Ontology annotation, cellular component: cytosol; nucleus. The coding region runs from base 1 to 2817 and encodes 938 amino acids. The transcript is spliced from 26 exons. Lineage: Eukaryota; Metazoa; Chordata; Mammalia; Macroscelidea; Macroscelididae. The record is from RefSeq and is a predicted model, not a curated record.